Messenger RNA from Cephus cinctus (wheat stem sawfly), 3338 nucleotides. RefSeq names its product ubiquitin-conjugating enzyme E2 N. The transcript is spliced from 3 exons. Lineage: Eukaryota; Metazoa; Arthropoda; Insecta; Hymenoptera; Cephidae. The coding region runs from base 502 to 957 and encodes 151 amino acids. The record is from RefSeq and is a predicted model, not a curated record.
UCGUAAUGGGAACGUAAUAAAAGAACUUUAAGAGAAUAGUAACUAAAGUCGAAUAUAUGUUGUAUUUUUCAAGAAUUUAUGAUGUCGGUGACAACUAAAAUGUUAGCUUGACUCAAGUAGUAUCAUCUUACACGCUAUCUAGCGGCAGAAGAAUGAAUCGGAUAAAACGGCUGUGAAGGAUACAACACACGCGUUACGUGUGAAAAUUAAAUUAGCAUUUGGCAGGUGUAUUUUUGGGCUUUGCUCGUAGAAUCUCAACACGAUAUUCGUACUCGCUUUCACGUAGCCGAUAAGCAAGAGGUUAUAAUAGCGGCGAGUUCUCGCCGUAGACAGUUUUUUUCUCUCACUUUUCCGUGUGAUUGUGUUUCCCCUGGAGGUGGCUUUGCUCAAGAAGGAAGACUAACACAGAGGGCACCGGAUCGCAGCCACUGACUGCCACACAUUUUUUUCAAUCGGCUGACGCGGACAAUAUACAUCGGAUUAGACGAUUAUUUAGGAAAGAUGACUGCAUUACCCCGUCGGAUCAUCAAGGAAACUCAGAGACUGAUGCAAGAGCCGGUUCCUGGUAUCAGCGCCGUACCGGAUGAUACAAACGCUAGGUACUUUCACGUGAUCGUCACCGGUCCAGAGGAUUCUCCCUUCGAGGGUGGACUCUUCAAGCUCGAAUUGUUUCUACCGGAGGACUAUCCUAUGUCUGCGCCCAAAGUUAGAUUUAUUACCAAAAUCUAUCAUCCAAAUAUCGACAGACUGGGCAGGAUUUGCCUGGAUAUCCUGAAGGACAAAUGGAGUCCUGCUCUUCAGAUCAGAACGGUUCUCCUCUCAAUACAAGCCUUGCUGAGUGCGCCAAAUCCGGAUGACCCUCUGGCGAAUGAUGUAGCUGAACUCUGGAAGGUCAACGAAAGCGAAGCGAUACGUAACGCCAAAGAAUGGACCCGUAGAUUCGCGAUGGACAACUGAUCUCAGCCGAUCCUGGUUAAUAAGAAUUCAUAUAAGAAGAUGGGUAUCCUCCUCCAUUACGCCGUGCCGACAAGUGAACCUCCUGCUGUAUCUCUCAGUCGAAACCAUCGCAAAGGACACACACCACACCUAAACACUUGCAGCUGCAGCUGCAAUAUUACCUGUACCACAAUUACCACCAAUACUGCUACCUUCUACUAGUACUAUUACUACUACUACUACUACUACUACUGCCGCUACUAAUACUACUUCUGCUACUACCACUACAUUCAUUGCACCUGUGUCGACAAUUUUGCUAUUGAGAUACAAUAAAGGAAACAAAUCUUUUUUUUUCUAAGAGUACUAUCGUCGUGACCAUCGCAUAUUACUGAUACGUUAUAUCUUAUAUAGCCAUGAUCAUUGAGACUCGAUCGAAUGGAUUCUUUUUUCUUUUAAUUUUUCAAUUACAAUAUAAUAUGCGAUUUUAUCAAUUUAGUUCCAUUUCAUUUCUUUGGUCUUGAUUUUCUAUAUAAAUUUGGUCACUUGACCUUACGUAGAGUCCUUGGUACUGGUAGAUUUCUCAGGAUUCCAAAACGAUAACGAUUUCAUAGUGAUUGUUGUUGUUGACAACAAUUUGCGAAAAAAGAAAAUAUAAUCUAAUGAUUAUUGUGCAUUUACGUCGACGACAAUGUGUAAAUAACUCCAGUGUGCGUUUACAAGUUGUAAUGUCUUAUGGUUGAGGUAUCCUUAUAUUUGUUACCUUGCUUCUUUUUUUUAUUUAGAAAAAUUAUUGGAAACCUUGACUCGGUCGUCGUUUUCGUUAGAUCAGUUUAGGCUUCGUCCGGUGGUCAGGAAAAUGAGAUUGCUACGAUCAAACAAACGGGAUAGAGAAGAUUAGUGAUGGUUUCUUGUGCAUUAACGAAACGGUUUUAUGCCUAAUUACAAAAUCGUAUUAACGAAAUACAUUUACCUAUAGAAAAUUUCUUGUUACGCUUCGCUUCUAUCCGAUACGCUUCGCCGAUUUGAAAACUGUACUUCUUGUGCGUUUCUUUUCUAUUCAAUUUUCUUUCUUUUUAAUUCUCCAUUAUCUAAAUAUCGCACGAAUGCCUGGUGCCUUUUGAGAAUCUUAGUGUACCAAAGAUGAGAACAUUUGCCUGCGAGCUUUUUCGAAAGUGCUGUUGAAGCUCAAAAGCACACAGAAAAAAUGAAAACGUAAAAAAAAGAACUCUCUAACCUGGGAUAAUUAUAUUGGUAGACCCAAAAAGAUAACAAAGAAAAAACUUAUAUCACGUAAAUUCAGGAGGGAAGAAAAAACAAUGAUCAAUCAACUUCGUCAAAUAAUUAUCCGAAAGUGUGGAUAUAAAAGAUAUAUAGAUAAUAUUCAAACUUUUUAAUGGAACUUGUACUGCGCAGGCGUUACUUGACAAACGUAGUGGUACUAUAAUGAUAAUCGUAAACGAACAGCGAAUCCAUUAUAAUAUAUCUAAUAUAAUAAGAACAGUGACAUUUAAUGUUCAGUCUGACGAUAUCAACUUAAUCGAACGCGGCCAAUUGCCAAUUUGUCAAUCGAAACUGCGUCAGAGGAGCUAGUGGACAAUCUUGAUCAAGAGUGAAUGAAUCUAGAUUUUUAAAAAGUUAUGUACUCUGUACUGCAUGCUUUGGGAUGUGUGGCCGUUGUAAACGAUUAUUAUGUUCUUAAGUGGCGCGUACAGUAGAGCUGAUGCAAAAUACUCGAGAGACCACUGGAGGCGAUUAAUUAAUUAACUUAAAUAAUUAUAAGCGAUCGAGGAACAGUAGUCCAAGGUAAAGCACGAUUCCUAAGAGAGAGAGAGAGAGAGAGAGAGAGAGUGGCAAAUCCCUCUUGUGUUUUCUUCUAUUAAUUUCUAUCUAAUAAACCUACUGAAACAAAUAAUUUUCUCUGUAUUUCAAAAGAAAAUACAAAAGAUUAUGUCCAUAAUACAUAUAAUGAUACACGUAGGAGCUAAUGAAUUGGAGGAGGAGGGUGAAGGGGAAGGUCCAAAAAAAAAUGUAACAAAAUGUCUCGCAAGACGAAUUACUUCCUUCGUGUCGCGAAUAGCUUCGAAUUACACGAAAUUACGUUUAAGAUUGUCACUUAGGAUAUACACAUGUAAAUGUACGACAGAGUAAAUGGCAGAGCAGUUUUUAUGUAAUAAAAAGACCUUGAAAGAACCGAGCUGUAUGAGGGGUGGUUGGAAGAAACAAAUUUGAAUUUUUUUUGUUUUCUAUCUGAAAACGCAUUGCUAGUGUACGUACAUAAAUACAUAAUACAUACUGCAGGUGACACAGAGAGACACGGACACACAUACGACGCUAUUAUAAUAAUAACAAUUAUUAUUAUUAUUGUAACUAUCCUGUAACAAUAAAUUAGGUUAUUUAAGCAA